Molecule: messenger RNA, 738 nt
Organism: Coregonus clupeaformis (lake whitefish)
Lineage: Eukaryota; Metazoa; Chordata; Actinopteri; Salmoniformes; Salmonidae
Product: 5-hydroxytryptamine receptor 3E-like
Exons: 4
Coding region: 4-738 (244 amino acids)
Biological process (GO): monoatomic ion transport
Cellular component (GO): membrane
Source: RefSeq, a predicted model, not a curated record
GGCAUGUUCCUGACCUUUGGGAAUGUGAGCAAAACUAGCGCAAACCGCGGGGACUGGCUAACCGAGGCAGUGGAACUCAAUGCUAAAGGAGGCAGAGAUGAUCGCAACUAUCUAUGGGUGUCGCUGAAAAUGCGGCCCGAAAACCCGUUUCUGUCCCUGGUCCUGCCCAGCAUACUGAUCAUCUUGGCUGAUGUGGUGAGCUUCGCCCUGCCGCUGGGAGAGAGCAAGCGCAUCCCCUUCAAGGUUAAACUGGUUCUCAGCUUCAUCAUGUUCCUCAACAUCCUCAAGGACCUUCUGCCCGGAGGAGGCCAGUGCAGCCCCAUCAUCCGAAAGCACUUCUGUUUCUGUUUGGUCAUCCUGGUGUUGAGCAUGUUGCAGUCUAUGGUGCUCACACGUCUGGCUAAGUGUGGCACUCUCUGGCCCUGCAGCCGCUCCAAGUCCAAAGACUCACCGCUUAAAGACACAGACAAUGAAGAGGAAUCCAGGCCUGAUAUUACUGUCAUCAAACUGAAAGCCUCAGAGGAAGAGAAUAAUUCACCCCUCCAGAAGGUGGUGAAGUUUCUCAACAAAAUGGCUGCACAAGACCAAAAAAAAGUUAGACACCAUCGCUUUGCCAACAAAGUGGACUUGAUCUGUUUCUGUAUCUAUCUCACCAUCCUCAUUGUUUAUACAGCCGUCAUUUUAUAUUUCUCCUUUGGUUCUCGAUGUGAGAUCGACCAUUUAGAAUUCUGGCAUUAA